Molecule: messenger RNA, 924 nt
Organism: Ostreococcus tauri
Lineage: Eukaryota; Viridiplantae; Chlorophyta; Mamiellophyceae; Mamiellales; Bathycoccaceae
Product: Protein of unknown function UPF0301
Exons: 2
Coding region: 1-924 (307 amino acids)
Source: RefSeq, a predicted model, not a curated record
AUGAAUUCUACCACGUCUUCCGUACGGGGUUUACCGACGAUCGGGACUCGGAUGCGGGGGAAAACGCCGCGAUUCGAUGGAAUCGGCGGCGUCGUCUCGAGACGCGGUGGUGCUCGAGGAUUUCGCGUUCGUGCGCGACGCGAGCGCGUCGUCGCGCACGUGAGCGGUCGCGACGAUGAUAUGAUUAGUGAAUCGUCCUCCGAGAGCGAUUGGCGCGCGUUUCGCGCGCGGUUAGUGGCGAAUCACCGGAACAACGACGCCCUUCGCCGGAGCGUGAGAGACGCUCGGUGGGCGCACGGGUUGGAGUGCGUCGAGCGCGGAGCGUUGUUAGUUGCCGUGGACGAAGAUUCGUCCUCGUUUUGGUCGCACGUGGUGAUCUUGAUGUUAGAUCACGCCGCGCACGGAUCGACGGGUAUCAUCUUAAAUCGCACGCAGUCUUGGACUCUGGAGAAGCACUGUCCAGAAAUCAUGGUGCAUCGAAACGGGAAGUACUGGGAUGCGUUGGCGAACGACGUCGCCGGUGUCGGCGGACCGGUGGGUUUGGCGGCACCUCGAGAUCGGUCGGUGAUCGCGCUCUCGACGAAGCCACAGAUUGGUAUGACGGAAGAGGUCGUGCCGGGGAUACAUCGCGUGAUCAAUCUCGAGAAGUUGGCGAAGAUGAACUCAAAGCUCACCGGACCGAACACGCUAUCGCCCGAGGAGCUGUCGCUCUUUGUCGGGUACUCGGGUUGGGCUCCGGGACAGCUCCAGAGCGAGAUUGACGCCGGAUACUGGACCUUAGCCGCCGCGUCGGGGGCGUUCAUCGAAGACUGUAUGUUUAAGCACGUCAUGGACACCAUCAUUGAUCCAACCGGAAAGCGAGUGCCGAUAGAUGCUCACGGUUUCCAAGCCUGGGCGACCACUCGCGAGCUGCUCGGGAUGUGA